Molecule: messenger RNA, 3746 nt
Organism: Vanessa tameamea
Lineage: Eukaryota; Metazoa; Arthropoda; Insecta; Lepidoptera; Nymphalidae
Exons: 9
Coding region: 217-1089 (290 amino acids)
Biological process (GO): regulation of cell differentiation
Cellular component (GO): membrane
Source: RefSeq, a predicted model, not a curated record
CUUCGCGUGCCGCACUCGUCUUUUAUUAAUUUUCCAAUACUUUCUCCACAUGUGAUAAACUUUUUUUUGCAAUAGUGCUGUGACCAAUCGUAAUAGAAAUUACGAAAAUAUUGUACUUUAAUUGAUAGUGUCCGCAUACAAUGGGUUUUAAUGAAACGUCUAGAUCGAGAGUAUAGGCUAACGCAGGCGUACCGAAUCCUGUGACAGGCGAAUCACAUGAUGUUUUCCUUAUGCCGACGAUACAAAGAUGAAAACGAGCAUGGCGGAACACAAAUUAAAGGUGGCUACAUGCUACGGUACAAACGAAAGUACUUGUGGAGCACGUGGUCGGAGGAGUGGGUGGUGCUUUACGACGACUCCACUAUGGCCUGGUUUAAGGAUGCGUCGGCCAAAUGCAUGGCCACUCAAAAGCACCUGGUGAAAGAGAGCCCCGAUAUGCUGGCUAUCUCGACCUGGACGGGGCAGGUGCCAAAGCGCCCACCUUUGCCACCUAAUGCACGGCUCUCUCAGCUCAUGGCCCUCGGCUCCAGGAGGGACCCCGGGCAUGUCGUAUGGAUGCUUGCUAAAUCGGAUUCGGAGAUGAAGGAAUGGAUGGCAGCUAUCUCAAAAACUCUGCCUCCGCCGCCUCACAUCGAGCUGGUGAUGUCAAUGCCCUAUCUCCGUACAGCUUUCAAAAGACCAACGGUCAGAGUACGACCAACAACAUCUUCUGAAAUGUACGCGCGUUCGUCUCGCAACGCAGUGGGCGCACUGGACGGUCGCGGUCUUGUCGCGGUGAUCAAACGACAGGUACCACUGGCAGGACAGCUCGACCACGAACUGGCUUGGGGCCAGGGAUGGGGCUGGGUCACUUUGCCCAACGGCGUAUGGAGUGGACGUCUCACAUGGUCACAAGAAGGAGAGGACUUCGCACUCCACGCGAUGCCCAUCAUGCAUCACACCAAUGUUUCCCAAGCCUGUUCCAUGCUCGAUGGCGUCACAGCCUAUGAAGCUGCGGCCUACGAACAAGCUCUCGCUGAGUACGACGACGCUGCCACAACAUCAGAUGACUGGGACUUCGGAGUCGACUGUGGCGAUUUCAUGAUGUGAAGAGCUCGAAUUAUUUAUACGUACGGUCUUCUGAUUUCCUUUAAUCAACGAAUUCAAAAAAGGUGGAAAAUUUUGAGACGUCUAGUCAUUGAUAAAGUUCGCGAGUAUUUGUUAGCGUAACAUAUAUCCGUUUGACAUAACCAAUACUAAUAUUUGAUGUUUUCUUGAUCGUCAUAAAAUGGUUGAAUUAUAACGUGGUUCCAAAGUAUUACGCUAUACUAUUGCUCAAUAUUAGGUAAAGAAAGUUCAUGUGCUGGUCACGGAGGAAACAUUUGAAUGCGACAAUUGAGAUAAAACUACAAUUACAAAAAGAAUGUCUUAUGAAUUUUAUAUUUCAACAAUUUUCAGAGAGAGAAGUACCUACGUUAUUGAAUUGAGUAAUAGGAAAGUGAUUCCUGUAAUAGUUGCAUGCUCUUUAGAGGUAACUGUGUUUGUUUUAGAGAAGAUGUAUGUAGCCAUUAAACCUUUAGAACCUCGUAUUUUAUUGUACGGCCUACAAUUCUUAGACGAUGUUCAAUUAGACAUAGACUUUGUAAGCACCGUAAAAAAUGGGAUUGGAUAAUUGUAAUAUUUUCUCAGUGUUUUCCUUGAGACGGUAUUAUUUUUUAUAGUUUAUUCGCAAUUCUGUACCUUUUUAAGUCUUUAAAUAUAUCAAGAGAUAUAUUUUUAAAUUUUUUGAGAGUUUUAUGUGUACGAAUGCAGGGUAAAGUAAUGCUUAAGAAGCAACCGUUUCGUAUUCUACACAAACAUAAAUGGUAAUAUAAAUGUAAAAUCGCACAAAACAAAAUAACAAAUGAAACUUUUAAGUUUAAAUAUAUAGAUAUAAGUAAAUCGCUUUGUCCCCUAUAACACCAAUUAUAUUUGAAUAAUAAUUAUUAUCCAUUGAAUUAUUGGAAUUUCAUAUUAUAGAUGUAAGUUAAUAAAUUCGAUGUUAGUACGUAGACUUUGGUCGGUAGAAUAACACAAGAAUUCCAGCACAUUUUGGAGCCAUUCGUUACUAUAUUUUUUUAAUUUUAAAACCUUGCAUAAAGUUUGAAUUGUUUUCUUAUAAUGAGAAGAUUCUAUAAGAAGCAACAGGUCAAAGGGCUGGUCCUUACUGCCAUUGCUACUUUUGAAGCAAAGUUUUAGCGUGAUUUGAAAAUGGUUCAUUUAAAUAUUGCUUGAUACAAUUAAACAAAAAUAUUCAGUAUUACAAGCGUUUCAACUUGAAACAAAGCUUCAUAGAAGUUUCUUAUAAAGCAAUACAUAUGUGAAAUUGGGAAUAGAGAUCGAUCCGAUUUCAGAAUUAAAAUUAAAAUUUUUGGAUGGGCUCCAAAAAUCUUCUAAAUGUGCGAUUUAGUUAGUUGGUAUUAGUAAAAUUAUUGUCAAAUGUAUAAUUAUAUCUAGUCGCUAUAAAAUCUUCCGACCUACCCAAAGACUGCCUAACGUUAUUUACCUAAUACCUGUGUUGUGUAAAAUCCUAGGCACGGUCAACGCAAAAUGUAACCCUGACCCUGCGGAACAUUGCAUUGCAAGAUUUCUCUCUGCAUCGGAGAAAAUUUUGAGAUACUUCAAACUGCAAUGGAGUAGCGGAGGAUUCUUCUCUUUUUCAUCCCAAUACGAACUGUUACUUUAAUAAUAACUUUCAACAAGAAUUUUACAAUUGUAUUGAAAUGUCUAUGCUGGUAUUAUGUAUAGUGAUAUUGCCAUUGUGCAUUUAAAUGAAUGUCUAUUGACUUGUAUAAUUUUUCUAUUUAUGUGUCCUUCGCCUUUGACAACAAUUAUUUAGAAAAUAGAUUACAAUAUUAUUUAUUUAUUAUCUUAGUCACUCUGUAUUAAAGAGAGUAAUCUUGCAAUGAGGUUAUAGAUUUAGUAGCGUACUGUGUAAUUACGAGUAUGUUAGAUAAAAUAGGUGUUUUUUAAAAGUUAGUGGCGCGAAAACGAUCUUGAAAUACUUUUUAAAUGUGUUCUUUAAUCAAAAAAUAUAUUGAAAAUGGCAACAACUGACAUUCUCCGACUAUCGGGAGUGAAUUAUUUAUAAUAUUUAUAUGAAAACAUAUUUAGUUUUAAAAUACGUGUAAAAUAUUUUCUUCGUUUUUUAUAUAAAUUUUUACCUUAAAAUGAUUAUAAUAAUAUAUUAGGCAGCAAUAAAGUGUGACGCUGGUUACGUCACAAUAAGUAUUUUUGUAAUGAGCACUUUUCAAAUUGAUUUUGCAAAGUGAAUUAUGUAUGAGCAUUUAUUUUGUUCGUUAAAUUGAUUUCAAUUAUGAAGUCCUUUAAGCCUGACAUUUGUCUAGAUUUGUCGGUACAGUUCGUAUUCGCUUUUUGAUGUUUUUUGAUUUUAUCAUUGCCAUUUUGUUAUUUCGUCACAGAAUAAAAAAAACUGUAUGGUCAAAUCUAUAUAAAAAUAUAAUCACUGGUAUUUUUAAUAAGUAUAUAGAGAGAAUUAAAUUAUUAGUGUAAUAAUUAAUACCCUUUGUGUUGCCAAACGUGUUUCAUACUUAAAGAUAAAUAAAAAUAGAUUUAAGAAAAAAAAAUUAGAAUACCAGUGAUUAAAACAUCGAUUGCAAUUAGUGAAUAUCCAAUAGAACAAUAAUAGCACACGAUGUACUUUUUGAAUAAUUGAUAUAAUAUAUUUAUAUUCAGAUUAUAUUUUUUAAAUUAGUUUCUUCGCUUGA